AUGCCCGCUUCCACGCCGUCGUCGGAGCUGCCGCUCCCGCUGCUGGCGUCCUCGCCUGCUCAGCCGCAACAUCAGCUGGCGCCUACCGAAACUACAGACCCUCUUUCGAAUACUCGCAGCCACCAUGGUAGCAGCAGCAGCACCGCUGCAAACUCUGGCGCACAGAGCGACGCACCCUCCGGCGACGCCUACCGCACUCACCUCCAGAAGGACUCGUGGCAGCCUAGCGCAACCGACGCCCAAGCUGAGCAUGCUGGCACCGCCACAUCGCCCCAGGAACACAGCCAGCACCACCACCAGCACCACUCCCAGCCGCAACACCACCACCACGACAGCGAAAAGGCGAGCAGUAUGGUCCACCCAGACUCGGUACGCAGGCAUCGCGGCCAUCCCGCCUUUGACCUCACUUUGCAGCAGGAGGAGCAGCAGCAGCACCACCACCACCACCACCGGCAGCAGCCGCAGCAGCACGGCGUCGAUGUCCGCACCUCGCCCGCCACCGCCGCCACCUCGUCCGACUCGUCGUCCAACUCCAACGAAAAGACCGGCGAGUCACGGCGCCAAAGGCCUCCCCCACCCGACGCGGCAGCAGAGGAAGGUAGCACCGCUGCACAGCCUCGCAGCCCUCCGCGCAUCCGGCGCAUCCUCGCCGCGCUCCAUCUCGACCGCCCGCCGCCCCAGCUGGCGUGGAUCCCCUCGACGCUCACCUGGCCCAAGCUCAAACCCGUCAUCCGCAGCUCCAUCAUCGCCUGGAUCUGCAUGGUCCUCAUGCUCAUCUACGACUCCGAGGUCGCCCUCGGCACCGCAUCCUUCCUCGUCCUCAUCAGCGCCUUUAUCCAGACCGCAGAGCUGCCCUACGUCGCCGUCAUGGAGCGUGAGCUCGUGUCGCUCGCCAUGGUCUGCGGCGCCUGGGCCUACACCCUCAUCCCCAUCGCCAUCGCCCACGCCGUCCGCACCAACAAGCUCUCGCCCGCACAGGCCAACCCGGCCGCCAUCUACCAGGCAGAGUACGUCGAGGCCAGCCCGUCGGUCGUCUGCGCCGUCUUUCUCGCCUUUGGCUCCGCCUUUUUCCUCUACGUCAAGGUCCGCUUCGGACCCAGCCCCUUCCUCUUUGGCACCAUCUUUUCGUGCAUCCUGCUCAACAUCAGCCUCACCUACGCGCCCCUCUACCCCUACCCCGUCUACACCUUUGGCCGCUCCAUCGCCGUGCCCCUCGCCGUAAAGUGGGCCGUCACCAUCGUCGUCUACUCGGUCUGCUUUCCCAAGAGCGUCAACUCGCAGUUUGUCGACCGCCUCGUCGCCGUCCUCCGCCCGCUCCAGCGCGCCGCCGCCGACCAGGUCGACCUCUUUGAGCGCAGCCCGCUCGACUCCGAGUUCGACUUUGAGCUGGUCCGCACGCUGCUCAACCAGGCCGAGGGCGGUCUCAUGCCCCUCUCGAUGAGCAGCCGCCUCCUCACCCGCGAAAUCAGCUUCGGCCGCGCCAGCGGAGAGGACCUCAAGGCGUUCGAGACCCUCACCCGCGCCCUCAUCACGCCCGCCGACGGCUGGUCCUUUUACUUUUCCUCGAUCCGCGCCGACAUCGAGACGGCCCACUUUCCAAAGACGCCGCUGCCUUCGCGCCUCGCCACGCCGGCCAUGACGCCGGCCGCCACGCCGAGGGGGUCGCAGGACACGCCGCGCAUGCGCAGCAGCAGGGCCUCGCUCACCGCCGAUGCUGGCGGCGGGGGUGGUGGCAGCGGUGCAGGGCCGGACCACCACGGCGCUUCCGCGUCGGCCGUCGCCGCGGCCAUGCGCCACCUCGACGAGCGUCCGUCGGUCGCGCCGGGCGAAGAGGGCCUGUCGCGCCGCUUUCGCCGCAUGCACAGCGGCCUGCACGUCAGUUCGCGCUCGUCGUCGCCCAGGCGCUGGUUCCAGAGCAGCGACAGCCACCACCACCAUCACCACGGAAGCCACGGCAGCCACAACGGCCACCACAACGGCCACCACGGCCACGGCAGCAUCUUCCACGGCCUCGUCCACCGGCAGGAGGCGGUGCCCGUGGCCGUGUGGGAGAGCAUCCGCUUUGGCAACAUCGAGACGCACCUCCACACGACGGCGGCCAACCCAACGACGGAGCUGUUUGCGCACCUCAUCCUCGAGUCGUCGCGCGAGCUGCUGCAGGCCAACGCCGAGGGCAUCGGCUACCUGGUCGACCGGCUCGAGGCGCUCAACCGGCGCCGCUUCGCCAUGCUGCGCGACCGCUUCACGCGCAGCCGCACCUCGCUGAUGCUCGAGGGCGAGAAGCGCGCCCAGGAGACGGCGGCCACGGUGCAGCGCCUCGAGGCGGCGCUCGAGUCCUUCCGCAGCGACGCGCGCUUCCGCGUGCUGGACCCCUACCGCGAGGCGCUCGGCGACGUCGGCGCCGACGACGUGCUCGACGAGCUCGACCUGCGCGCCGGGCCCGGCGAGAUCAGCCGCAUCCACCACCGCUACCUCUACCAGGCCUGGCUGCACCAGUUCCACACCAUGUCUUUCUCCACCAAGCUGCUGGCGCUGCUGCGGGCGUUUGAGCGCAUCGACCGCGAGCGGCCCUCGGCGCGGCUGUGGGGGCCCAGCUGGUUCCGCCUGUUUCACCUCGACUCGUGGCGCGACAUUGGCUCGGCCAGCGGCGACCCGGAGAUGGAGGAGGAGGACCCCGAGGCCGUGCCCAUCAUGGAGCGGGAACGGGAGCAGGAGCGGCGCGCAGCGGCAGGCGGCGCGGGGGGCGACUCAAGGCCGGCAAGAUCGGCAUCGUCGUUGGCGGCGGCGACCGGCACGCAUACAGGUGCCGAGCAGGCGGCCACCGGCUCGGCGUUUGACCUGGGCCACACGCGGCGGCGCGACCCGGACGCUCUCGAUCCCGAGGGCACGCUGCAGAUCCUCGGGCAGCGCCUCUACUUUGGCGUGGCGCGGCUGUUCCAGGGCCACCUGCUCUUUGGCGUCAAGGCGGCGGUGCUCAUCGCGCUCGUGUCGCUGCCGGCCUACAUGCGGUCGUCGGCGGCGUGGGUGUACCGCAACCGGGGGCUGUGGACCAUCUUUAUGGCCCAGCUGACGCUGGCGCGCUUCCGCGGCGAGACGGCGUUUGCGCUCCUGUCGCGGCUGGUGGCGACGUUUGUGGGGGCGUGCUUCGGCCUGGUGAUCUGGUACGUGUCGGCGGGCUCGGGGCGCGGGAACGCGUUUGGGCUGGGCGCCACGACGGCGGUGGCGUUCCCGCUGCUGAUGCUCUUCCGGCUCUACUAUCCCGGUCCGCCGAUCACGACCAUCAUCACGUGCGUCACGGCGAUGCUCAUUGUGGGGUAUUCGUGGCAGGACGUGACCAACCCGUCGCCGGGCAGUCCCGGGUUCGGGUGGACGGUGGCGUGGAAGCGCUUUGUGACGGUGGCGAUUGGCGUCACGGCGGCGCUCGACAUGGCCGCCGUCAAUGUCUCGUACGAGUAUUCGCUGCGAGGACGGUGGCCAAAGCAGCGGUACGCCGAGCUGUUCAAGGUGCAGAUGGAGCUACUGAAGCUGCUCAGCCACACGCUCACGGUGAUUUCGCAGCUGGGACCGGCCUACUCGCUGGCGCUGCUACGGCGUACGCGAUUCCUGGACCCGCUCUUCCUGGGCGACGUCAUCUCGGUGAUAUCCAUGUGUUCGACGGCGCUCAAGACUUCCUCGCCCCUGCCGCAGAUCACACCGUGUCCGCUACUGGAUCGGUUCCUGCUAUUCGAACAUGGAUUCGAUGUGCGUUAUCACCGCGGCGGCGGGGAGGAGCAAGAUGACGCGGCCGGGGGCGAGGGGAAGGCGGAGGAGGAGGGGUUGUUGGGCACCCUUCCGCGCAAGAUUUCGCUCAAGACGCUGCGGGAACACGAGUACAUGUCGUUUGCGGUUGGCGUCGUUACGCUCUUCGGCCUCGUGGUGCGUAUCGACCGCCUCUGCGUCGCCGUAAAGGAGCUGGUCGGUGAAAGCUUCGAGGUACCCGCCGACGUGCACCGUACCAUGGUGGCCGAAACGGAUCGGAACGGAACGGAAAGAACCGCAAGUGCGCAUGGCAUUGCCAGGGUAGACGCAUCGACGUGCUGA
Molecule: messenger RNA, 4080 nt
Organism: Pseudozyma flocculosa PF-1
Lineage: Eukaryota; Fungi; Basidiomycota; Ustilaginomycetes; Ustilaginales; Ustilaginaceae
Exons: 6
Coding region: 1-4080 (1359 amino acids)
Source: RefSeq, a predicted model, not a curated record